Molecule: messenger RNA, 195 nt
Organism: Penicillium nucicola
Lineage: Eukaryota; Fungi; Ascomycota; Eurotiomycetes; Eurotiales; Aspergillaceae
Exons: 2
Coding region: 1-195 (64 amino acids)
Source: RefSeq, a predicted model, not a curated record
AUGAUGCCUUCCAACCCCAAGUCUCACCGCAAUAAGAAAUACAAGAAGAAGUCUGCCAUGAUGGCUUCGUCGAAGAAGCCUGCUGGUCAGCGUGAGUACUUAAGAUCUUUAGCGUCCCAAAUUUCCUGCCGGGCUCCAGUCGGCACCUGUUUGCAGCUGUUCUUCCGUUCACUCCUGACAACACUGACUAUUUGA